GAGGCGGGCAGAUGAAGAUCGUCCCCACGAAGAUCAGGAAACUGUGGAGUGCGGAUGAAAUCCGCAUCCUGGUCCUCCUCAGCCUCGGCUUGCAGAUCGUCCUCAUCUUCGUCUCCCUCUUCCGGAAGCGGUGCCAGAACAGGCUGUUGAGCUUCAUCCUCUGGACUUCCUACCUGGGCGCCGACUACGUCGCCGCCUUGGCGCUCGGCAACCUCCUCAACGACCAGACCGAGGCGAGCGAACAGAACAUCAACGGCGACCUCACCGCCUUCUGGGCUCCCUUCCUCCUCCUCCACCUCGGCGGCCCCGACACUAUCACCUCCUACUCCCUGGAGGACAACGAGCUGUGGCUGCGCCACCUGCUCGGGCUGGUUCUCGAGGUCUCCGUGGCCAUCCUGGUGUUCCUCGAGUCGCUGCCGAACCCACACCUGUGGAAAGUCGCUAUCGUGGUGUUCACCGCCGGAAUACUCAAGUACGCAGAGCGGACGCUGGCGCUGCGGUCGGCCAGCAUGGGCCAGCUGAGGCAAUCGAUGAUCAACGACACGCCUAACAUCCUCAAGUUCAUGCGGGAGUAUCAUUCUCGUGUUACAAGUGGGCUGAACGUACAUAUCAUGAUAGAUAAAGAACCAAUGCCCCUCCCUCCCACAUUUAAAAUAUCAGAGCCCCUCCCUCCCACAGAAGAACCCUUUAAAAUAUCCGAAGAGGCGACCAUAUUAUCUGCAUAUCGCUUCUUAGACACCGUCAAGCGCCUCGCCAUGGACCUCUGGCUUGGAUUCCAGGAUCGAAGAGACGGCCAAACCUUUUUUCUGCAUCUCGAUGCCUGCCGGGCUUUCCAAGUGGUGGAGGUGGAGCUCUCUUUACUGCACGAUAUCCUCCACACCAAAGCCGCCCAUGUCCAUACCCUACAAGGUCGCCUGAUGCGGGCCUUCUCUCUCACCUUGGCAGUCGUCGCCUUCGUGCUUUUCAACCGUAGCGGGAAGCACAAUAUUAACGAAGCCGACGUCAUCAUAACUUACAUCCUCCUCCUUGCCGCUCUUGGGCUCGAGGUCAUCGCCGUUAUCCUGCUCGUAUUAUCGGACUGGACCAUCGUCGCGCUGCUGGACAGGGGCAAGCUGGAGAGGCCCGUCAACGUCAGGUCGUGGGAUUUUCAAUUGGCUCAUGUAAUCGUCAAAAUUCGGAGAUGGUUGUUCCGAGAAGACACAAGGUGGUCGAAUUCCAUGAGGCAGUGCAACCUACUCUGCAUCUGUCUCAGAGAUUACAAGCAAACCACGUUCACAAGAAUACUGCAUUUCCUCGGAUUGAAAGAACUGUGGCAUAGCUAUCGGCACGUGGAAGAUACCAACGUCGAGGGAGAUCAGAAGAAGCUCAUCUUCGAGGAACUGAAGAAGAAAACCUACGGCGCCGAGGGAGACUCCACCCGGUACAAGCGAUUGCGAGCCUGCAAAGGCGAAUGGGUGCUUCAGGAAAAGGGCUACCCGAAGCUCUACUGGAGCAUGAAGAAGGAAUUCGACGAGAGCGUUCUGUUGUGGCACAUCGCCACGUCUAUUUGCUACCAGAUGUGGGACAUCGGUGCCAACGCCGAUAAGACAACCAAUGAUCCUCCUAUGAAAGUGAAGAAGGAUGAUAUAGUGGAAGGUAACAAAGAUUUGGAAGCGAAUCAAUCUUCUUCCGAAAAAGGCAAGGAAGCGAAAUGUGAUCAUCGUAAGAUAAGUAAGCAAAUAUCCGAUUACUUGAUGUAUCUUGUGGUUUCUCAACCAUCCCUGCUGCCUGCCGGGAUUGGGAAGAUCAGGUUCCAAGACACCUGUGCCGAGGCCAAAAGGUUUUUCACAGACAAUGCCAGGGAAAUUGAAUCGGAGGACCAGUACAAAGAAGCUUCAUUACUCAUGGUGAUCAAAGCACUUGUCAAGCCAAAAAGGGAGGAUCUGCCUCCGAUGGAAAAAGCAGCUUGCCGGAAGCUGCUGGAAGUGCUGGAUCCUUUACUCGAACCCGUAGAGGUGAAAGGGAGCAGGAGCACGUCGGUACUGUUCGAUGCAUGCAAGCUCGCAAAUGACCUAAACGAGUCGAAGAUGAGCAGGCCGUGGAUCGUCAUCAGUGCCGUGUGGGUGGAGAUGUUGUGCUAUGCGGCCAGCAACUGCAACUCGUAUGCUCACGCCAAGCAGCUGAGCCAGGGCGGAGAACUCCUCACCCAUGUCUGGUUACUCAUGGCUCACAUGGGAAUUGCUGAACAAUACAGGAUCGACGGAGGCGAUGCCAGAGCAAAAUUUGUAGUCGAGAUCUAAUCACAAGAACCAGAAAUUUAGAAUCGCUCCAAUUAAAUCCCUCGCAAUCCAAGAAUUUAGACCGCUCUCUCGUCCUUCCCUUCUCUUCUGAUUUCAUCGCAUAAAAAACGG
Messenger RNA from Musa acuminata AAA Group (dessert banana), 2390 nucleotides. RefSeq lists its product as uncharacterized. The record is from RefSeq and is a predicted model, not a curated record. The transcript has a single exon. Bases 12 to 2279 code for a protein of 755 amino acids. NCBI's taxonomy places the organism in Eukaryota, Viridiplantae, Streptophyta, Magnoliopsida, Zingiberales, Musaceae.